ACUCCGGUGAACCUGAAGAGACGGCAAUACUGGGACUCUCAAACUCUCCAUGUCUGCACAUAGAUAGAUAGAUAUUCUUAACAGCGCAGAAAUGUGGAGCUGCUCACCUUGCAAGAAAAGAUCCUGCUCAACAAGGAGGAGGCCCAAGCUUUACCAGUAAACACAACUUCCAUGAUCUACAAACAUCACUUCAGAAACUCGGGCUGCCUGGAAAAACUGCUCUUCACCCUUCCUCGUUUAAUUGAAACUGUCCUUUCAAUUGCAAAGGCCACCCAUUAGCAUUACAAAGUCACAGGACUUUCUCCUCAGUUCUGCUGCGCUGCUUUUCUCACAUUCAGGAUGCUGAGACAGCCUGAUCUCUGAGGGAAGUUUAUUUUGUUUUAAGCAGAAGAAGAGAUAUUCUCAUUCGAGACACCAACAAGACGCCUAACAAGAGUCUUUUGCGAACAAAAAUACUUAAAGUACUGUAAGCGAAUGAAGCGGAACGCGACAAGUGCGGGGCUGGCCCUGCGGGUCCCUGCGGCGCAGCAGCCCCGGCCCCGCCGCCGCCUCAGCCGCCUCUUCCCGCCCUUUGUCCCGCCCCUUUUUCUCCCCUCAGGGCCCGGCGGCCCCUCAGCGUCUCCCGCCGCCGCUGCCCCUGCCCUGCGCCGCGCUGGCGGGACUGCGAACGGGGACUUUAUACCGCAAAAACACUCUUCUCUAAAAUAAUGUGUGUUGACAAGUCAUUCUGGAACCUUUUCAGUGAUUCUCUGCCACAGUUCGCACACAAAAGGAAAUUGACCAACGGGACACAAAAGCCCAAGCAUUCAUGACCCUCCCUAACUGAACAAGCACGAUUUCCAGAAGAAUUGACAUCACAGAAAAUAAGUUGGGGCAAGGUGAAAAACAUUAUUGUUGCCACCUAAAGUAACAGACACCCACAGGAUUGAAUUACCUAUUUAUUGUAAAACAAUUUCCAGGGGCACUGUUAUAUUUGGCACCUGUACUUUGGUGCACUCUAUGGCUACAUGGUACCUCAGAGCACAUGUUGGAAGGUACAAGGUCUUUUAUUUACUUUGUCGACUCUAAGGCAUUUUUUCAAAAAACCCAUAGCCUAUGUCUGCUCUAAAGUUUGAUGUGAAUUUUCAAAAGUAAUUAGUAAAGGCCGGAAAGUUCCUAUUAAAAAAAAUCCACUGCAAAUGGAUUCUUAUCUGAUAACAACCAGACUCUGGCUGGCCAAAAUCUGCACAAGUACAAUCCCCAUAUUGAUGAAGUACUUACAGCAGGAAACAAUUUUCAGUGACACGCAGACAGAGAUACAAAUGACAGAAUUAUUUCAACACCAAACCGCUCCACACCUAAUGCCGAAAACGUGUAUAAGUGGAUGGUUCCCGUUGCUCAUUCCACCUGCACCAGCAUCCGCUCUGCAGUCAAGAUGAAACUCACCGUUGUGACCACCGUCCUGCUCGGACUCUUGCUGACUCCAGCCCUCGCUGAAUACUUUCAGAACCAGCAAGUCACCAGGGAAAUCAGAGUUAAUGGCGGCGUCCAAAUCCUGAGCAUCAACAGGGAAUCGCGUGUGGUCAUUGUCGAGCAAAGGAGCGAAUUUGGGACAUGGAAAACCAUUUGGAACUUCAACACGGGCUUUAUUGCAACCGAACUGAUGUCCGAAGGAAUUUGCCUCAUUUCCACAAUGAACAGAAACCUUCUACCCACCUUUGAGACAUUCCCCACAGUGGUUCAGGGCUUCCAGGGUCUGAAGGGUCAAAUACAACCGACUCGUGUGAUCACAUUCGUCCUCGGCCAGAGAGUUGUCCCUGACCUCAGGAUUUAUGGACCUGACAUCUUCAACACCUGCAGAGAGUCCACAACCGUACUGGCUUCUCCAGUUCCUGAACUCCAACUCCAACCCAUCUACAACGAAGGAGCCUGCACUAGACUCAACAUCCUGAACCUUGUGCAGCUGAACUACUGCCGUAACAACGUCAACAUCAAGGUCUGAAAAUCUCACCUUUCUGGAAACACUUAGGGAUGCUCGAUCGCUGCUGCACAAAGCCAACCCCGAUGCUGUUCUGCCCUGACAUCUCCUCUGCCAAGAACUCCCUUCCUCAUGAUUCUAAUGCUGAAACAGGUCAAUUGUUGACCACAACUUUCAAUAAAGCGCCUUAGCAUGGAUUAAC
Messenger RNA from Columba livia (rock pigeon), 2159 nucleotides. RefSeq names its product gastrokine-1-like. The record is from RefSeq and is a predicted model, not a curated record. Lineage: Eukaryota; Metazoa; Chordata; Aves; Columbiformes; Columbidae. Gene Ontology annotation, biological process: regulation of cell population proliferation. Bases 1364 to 1981 code for a protein of 205 amino acids. The transcript has 6 exons.